Baudoinia panamericana UAMH 10762 is the source of this 1707-nucleotide messenger RNA. RefSeq lists its product as uncharacterized. The transcript has 2 exons. Gene Ontology annotation, biological process: positive regulation of transcription by RNA polymerase II. Gene Ontology annotation, cellular component: nucleus. Lineage: Eukaryota; Fungi; Ascomycota; Dothideomycetes; Mycosphaerellales; Teratosphaeriaceae. Bases 1 to 1707 code for a protein of 568 amino acids. The record is from RefSeq and is a predicted model, not a curated record. Gene Ontology annotation, molecular function: zinc ion binding; DNA-binding transcription factor activity, RNA polymerase II-specific; transcription cis-regulatory region binding.
AUGAAAUGCGAUGAAGUUAAGCCGGUAUGCGGACCUUGCGCCAAAGGCAAUCGCCAGUGUGUUUACGGCACACUGCCAACGGACACGGGCGACCAUGGCCAUGCUCUUCCCAGCGGUCCGACAAUGUCUCCACCAUCUUCACGUCUGGGCCAUCAUUCGCAGACUAGCUACUCGUCCAAUCCGGACUCUAGACCGGUAACCCAGACGUGGCCGACAACACCAGGUGCUGAGGAUCCACUAUCAAUACGUAGUCCACAGAGCACCUUUAGCACAUCAACGGGCUAUGGUACUGAAGUGGCACCCUGGAAGUGGUACGGACUGCUUGUUGGAGAUGCUGCCAACGGUAACGUCGAUCUGGAUCUACCGUCACUGGACAGCUUGAGUGAUGCCGCCCUGGCUCAGCGGUGUCAACUGUAUCCCAACGGCGUCACAGCUGCUGAGCUGGCAAGCCUGCGAAGCCCACUCAACAUUGCCGAAAGCGUAGCCUCUUUACAGAAUCCGGCCAAGCUGCUGCAAAUUUCUGCCAUCGCGCCUACUCCCUCGGACAGCACUGGUGGCACGGUCGAUGAACGUCAGUACUGGCAGGCUGCGGAAGCAGUACAGUUAAAAGACCACGAGUACGACAUCUUUCAGCGCUUCGUCACCGGCGUAAGCCUUUGGAUCGAUCUGUUUGAUCCUCUCAAGCACUUCUCGACUUUCGUGCCACAUCUCGCACUACAAAAUGAAGGAUUGAUGAAAGCCAUCCUUGCCCUGGGCGCUCGGCAUCUUUCCAUCAAGCCUUCGAACAGUGGCGAAGCAAACGUCGACCGGACGGCGGCCGUGCAAUACUAUUAUGAGACUUUACAGUACUUACAGUCUGCAAUGCGAUACACGUCGUACAAGAACAGCCUCGAACUGCUUGCGACAGUACUAGUCGUCAGCACAUAUGAAAUGAUUGACGGUCAAGGUAAAGGAUGGGAGCGUCAUCUCAAAGGCGUCUUCUGGAUCCAAAGAAGUCGCGAUAUUAACGGCGAGUCUGGCGGGCUCGAGCAAGCAAUUUGGUGGGCUUGGCUGCGUCAAGACAUGUGGGCAGCCUUCAGAGAGCGCAGGCGGUGCUUCAGCUUCUUCAAGCCCACCAAGCCGUACCAGCUAAUGGACAUGUGGGACAUGGCAUCGAGGGUUGUCUAUAUUCUAGCGCAGUCAGUCAACUAUAGCUCGGAGGAGGAGAAGCAGCAGGGUGAAGGCGACCUUGAAGGUCGCAUACUGCGCGCCAAUACGCUACUUAACAUGCUGGAGGAAUGGCGGAGCAGCAUCAGCGUACAUUUCGAAGCCUUGCCGGUCGAGGGACCGUCCAACCGCGCCUUCCGACCACUUUGGGUGCACCCGCCUGCACUUGGGACCUCGCUCCAGAUGUACAGUAUGGCGCGAAUUCUUCUCCUCAUACACCAGCCGGCGGCCGGAGGGUAUUUGGAGUAUCUUCGCCGCGACAAGAUCAUCACCGAGUGCAUAGACACCAUUGGUGGCAUUGCUCUUAAGCUUACGGACGACGCAUCAAGGCUUAUGUCAACGCAGUGCAUGUUCGCUGCGGGCUUGUUUUGCACCGAUCUGGCCAAGCGCGUGUGCAUUACGGAGCUCAUUGACGACCACUCUACGCAGACCGGCUGGCCGUCCAACACCAACCUUUCAGAAGAGCUACGAGCGGAGUGGUCGCAGCUUAAACCAGGCUGA